UGAAUAUACUAUAUGUUUUGAUAAUAUGAAUGAAUAUUCCCUGAAAGAAAGAUAAUAUUUCUAUAUAGUUGAAUUCAUUAUAACUCAAUUAUUAUUUAUUAUUUAUAACAAAUUUAGUUUCCUCUAAUGAACAACAAUUAAAUAAUUCGAAUCAUAUUUCAACAUUGGAUUCAACGAAAUUUGAAUCUCAUAUAAAUUCUAAUGAUAAUAUUCAACAUCAAUUAGAUAUGAAAUUAGAUGAAAAUGCUAAAUUACUUGUUCAAUUACGUCAAGCACAAUAUGAUCGUUUAGGUCAACCAUCAAAUAAAAUUCAUCAAAUAAUAUCUUCAUCCCAACAACAACAGUCAAAUGAACCUCUUAAUGAAUAUGAUUUAGCUGAAAAGGUUCUUUAUAAUCUCAGUGAUAUGACACAUAUGUCAUCAAGUGGUCCCGAGCAAGUUAUAUCACCUGAAAUAAUUCGUCAUAACCUUGGUGUUAUUAUUCAUAAUGAAUUAUCAAACGUUGAUGAAUUGUAA
Molecule: messenger RNA, 515 nt
Organism: Rotaria sp. Silwood2
Lineage: Eukaryota; Metazoa; Rotifera; Eurotatoria; Philodinida; Philodinidae
Source: the annotation of a GenBank genome assembly